This is a messenger RNA of Botrytis cinerea B05.10, 3257 nucleotides long. It is a transcript of the gene Bcapl3, whose product is annotated as Bcapl3. The coding region runs from base 61 to 3036 and encodes 991 amino acids. The transcript has 7 exons. Gene Ontology annotation, molecular function: clathrin-cargo adaptor activity. Lineage: Eukaryota; Fungi; Ascomycota; Leotiomycetes; Helotiales; Sclerotiniaceae. The record is from RefSeq and is a predicted model, not a curated record. Gene Ontology annotation, cellular component: membrane coat; AP-2 adaptor complex. Gene Ontology annotation, biological process: intracellular protein transport; clathrin-dependent endocytosis.
UGUUCUCCGACCGCAAGAGCACACAACUCGAUUCAGAAGGCCGAUUGAAAGAUAGCAACGAUGGCGUCUUCGGCAGGAAGCUUUCUGGGCCGUGGGAGCUCCAGCAAUAAUUCAAACAUGCGGGGUCUCGUGCAGUUCAUUGCAGAUCUUAGAAAUGCGAGAGCCAGAGAGCUUGAAGAAAAGAGAAUCAAUAAAGAACUGGCGAACAUAAGACAGAAAUUCAAAGAUGGAAAUCUCAGUGGGUAUCAUAAGAAAAAAUAUGUCUGCAAGCUCUUAUACAUAUACAUCCUGGGGUGGAAUGUCGAUUUCGGCCAUCUCGAAGCGGUCAACCUUAUAUCCGCCAAUAAAUACUCGGAAAAGCAAAUUGGAUACUUGGCGAUGACCUUGUUCCUUCACGAAGGGCACGAAUUGAUACAUUUAGUCGUGAACAGCAUCAGGAAAGAUUUGACGGAUCACAAUGAAUUAUAUAACUGCUUGGCAUUGCAUGCCAUUGCCAAUGUGGGUGGAAGGGAAAUGGGAGAGGCACUGAGUGGGGAGGUUCACAGGCUGCUGAUUUCACCGGCAUCCAAAUCGUUCGUCAAAAAGAAGGCAGCUUUGACUCUCCUCAGACUCUACCGAAAACAUCCCGACAUAGUGCAACCGCAAUGGGCGGAACGGAUAAUAUCUCUAAUGGACGAUGUUGAUAUUGGUGUUGCUCUCUCGGUCACCUCCCUUGUGAUGGCUCUUGCUCAAGACAAUCUUGAUCAAUACAAAGGAUGCUAUGUUAAAGCUGCAGCAAGAGUCAAAAGGAUAGUCGUGGAUCAAGAGUUUACCCAGGACUAUCUUUAUUAUAAGGUACCCUGCCCGUGGCUCCAAAUGAAACUUUUGAGAUUGUUACAAUAUUAUCCCGCAUCAGAGGAUACACAUGUCAGAAACCUGAUUCGGCAGUCAAUACAAAAAAUUCUAGACGAUGCGUCUGAUAUGCCUAAGAACGUUCAGCAGAACAAUGCGCAGAAUGCUGUUUUGUUCGAGGCCAUAAACCUUGUCAUUCAUCUUGAUACCGAAGUAGAUCUGAUGAAACAAAUCUCAACAAGACUCGGAAAAUUCAUCCAGUCACGGGAGACCAACGUUCGCUAUCUCGGCUUGGAAGCCAUGACACAUUUGGCUGCAAGAGCUGAUAUAUUGGAUCCUAUUAAGCAACAUCAAGCAAUUAUUAUUGGGUCCUUGAAGGAUAGAGAUAUCAGUGUACGGAGGAAAGGUUUGGAUUUGCUAUACAGCAUGUGUGAUCAAACUAACGCACAACCGAUUGUUGGCGAGCUCUUGCAAUAUCUUCAGAAUGCGGAUUUCGCAAUCCGAGAGGAAAUGGUCCUAAAGAUUGCCAUUUUAACCGAGAAAUACGCUACUGACAUUCAGUGGUAUGUUGACAUUUCAUUGCGACUCAUUGCAAUGGCAGGAGACCAUGUCAGUGAUGAGGUUUGGCACCGAGUCAUUCAGAUCGUUACCAACAACGAAGAGCUUCAGGUAUAUGCAGCACAGAACAUUUUACAGUAUGUGAAAGCGGACCACUGUCACGAGACACUUGUGAAGAUCGGCGGAUACAUACUUGGCGAAUUUGGGCACUUAAUUGCAGAGGACAAAGGUUGUAGUCCAAUUGAGCAGUACCUUGCGUUACAGGGAAAACUACAAGGCUGCUCAUCCAGUACAAGAGCCAUUAUAUUAUCAUCUUUUAUCAAAUUUGUCAAUCUUUUCCCAGAGAUUAAACCUCGACUUAUGUAUGUAUUCCAAGCAUACAGUCACACUUUGGACUCUGAGCUUCAACAAAGAGCUUGCGAAUAUUUGGCAUUGGCAAGCUUACCAACCGACGAUCUUCUCCGAACGGUCUGCGACGAAAUGCCACCCUUUCCAGAACGUCAGUCAGCACUACUUUCACGGCUGCAUCAAAAGCAUGCUGGAACUAGUGAUAAGCGAACUUGGAUUGUUGGAGGGAAGGACGCCAAUGCUAAUGAGAAAGAUUUUGUGGUUGCCAAGAACCCAGGCCUCAAGCGCACUUUUAGUACUAAUGGAGCAAAGUCUACUACCACCGGAGCCAACGGGGGGAUCAGUGGCGCUAACGGACACAACAACGGCUCCAGCAACGACCUUGCUGGCUUGGAUCUUAUGGAUCAAGGUCCAUCGGAACCAAAAACCCUUAAAGCGCCAAACUUAGCAAGCGCAGCCCAUCUUUCACCGGAUUGGGAGAUUGGAUAUAACAAACUUCUUCUCAAAGCGGAGGGAGUUCUUUAUGAAGAUGGGCAAAUCCAAAUUGGAGUACGAUCUGAAUAUCGUGGCCAAAUGGCAUGCGUCAUCCUAUACUUCUCCAACAAAGCCCCUUCUCCUGUCAGUUCGUUUACCACAACACUUGAUCUCGAACCAAGCGAGAAGGAGAACCUGUCAUGGGAAGUAAAAGGUCUGCCGGAAAGCACAAUUCAUCAAGGGGCACAAAGUCAACAAAUGAUAAUGUUUGAAUCUAAGAAGGUGUUUGAAAAGAGUCCAACUAUUAGAAUUAGUUACCUGGCUGGAGCUCUCCAAGCUUUGACACUGAAGCUUCCAAUUACUAUACACAAAUUUAUGGAUCCGGCAGAAUUAUCAGCGGAUGAUUUCUUCAAACGAUGGAAGCAAAUCGGAGGAGCGCCGCGUGAAGCUCAACGCAUCUUUGGUGUCAAGGGUGGUAAGGGCGGAAGUCGUGAAUUUACUGAUGGAUUCGUUCGUAGGACCAUAGAUGGAUUUAGAUGGGGUAUCUUGGAUGGCGUGGAUCCUAAUAAGAAGAACUUUGUCGGUGCCAGUGUGUUGCAUACUGGUGAGGGAGGCAAAUUUGGUUGUUUAUUAAGACUGGAGCCGAAUUAUGGGACCCAGAUGGUUCGCCUCACCAUCAGAGCAACAGAUGAAAGUGUUCCACCAGUUUUGAUUAAGCUUAUGGAAGAAAGACUGGCUGUUGGUAUUUCGACGCAGCCUGAAAUGCAAUUGCCACCUUCACGGAGAGAAAUAUCUGAUGCGUUUGGUAAUAUUCUUGUCGAAUAAGAAAACACAAACUUUUACAAUUAGGGAAUGGAAUUAAACAUGGGAUGUAAGAUGCGUGAGGGAGAUAUAAAAUAAUGUGGAAAGGAUUUCAAAAGAUGAGAUUUUGGGAUCAUAGUGGUAGUGAUAGUGAUAGUAAGCCAUGUCAAGGCAAUAUUUUGAGCAUAAGCUUCUUUUCUCUCCUGAUUGUGGAGUUUCUAUGGGUGGAUUUUAGUAAAUAAACA